This is a messenger RNA of Procambarus clarkii (red swamp crayfish), 9851 nucleotides long. Lineage: Eukaryota; Metazoa; Arthropoda; Malacostraca; Decapoda; Cambaridae. The record is from RefSeq and is a predicted model, not a curated record.
CGGCAGUGUUGUCGUGAGUGUGGUGGAGGGAAGGUGUGCGCGCGGCUCUCCUCCAGGUGUUUGAAUACCAUUGGAGACUAUUGUUUAAUCUUCAUCAAACCUGCCGGCGUGGGAUCAGUACAAUGUGAUUGUUAACGUGCGGGUCAAUACUGGUGACUAGUUCUUGAGGGUGUGGUGGAGGAGGGCCGCGGGCGAGUCACCACCUCCUCCAAGGUGUCCAAGAUUGCUGGCAUGUUCCAGGGUGGCAGUGGUGGUGGCAGCGGGGUUCGGGCCACCUCUGACGACGACUCCUCCACCCCCGCCUCCUCCUCAUCCUCAACGACGGGUGGCGAUGGGCCCUCUCAUGCCACUGUGGUGCGCACGGAGUCACACCUGGCUCGCUUCAACAAUGCCCGCGCCCUCUUUGAGAAGAUGGGCCAGGGGGAGGCGGCCCAGCCCAAGGUGGUGGUCCCCUCCAAGCUUGCACCCUUGGUUGCUAUCACCAAGGUUGAAGUCAAGCCAGAGGUGAAGGUGAUCUCUAAAUUUGAAGCGAAGAUUGAUUCUGUGGCAGCAGAGGUCAGGAAGUCAGUCACUACCACAACAGCCACCAUAACAACCACCACCACCGUCACCACUGCCUCACGGCAGGGUGUGACGCCGCACCACUUAAGGCGGACAGUUGGGGAUAGUUUCAGCAGUGAAGAGCAAGGUCGUGGUCGCAGCCCUCGAGGGGAGUCUGUCUCCCCUUCCAGGUCGGUGGGUGAAGCGUCCACCUCAUCCUCCCGUUCCACGUCGCCCAGCCCUGCCCGAACCACCAAUGGCCAUGCUCACCACACACUUCAGGAUGGGGGUGGGGGCUCUGUGGCCAUCGGGAUGGGAGUGGCAGGCCUAGGGUGCCGGCGACCAGGCUCGGCUUCCAGCCGUUCACUGUCAACUUCCAGCACAGAAUCUGACCCACCUCGCAGGUGGCCUCCUUCCAGGUCUGCAGAAUCCAAGUUAGUCUCCAGACCAGAGUCUUUCAAAACAGAGCUCCAUGCUGCAGAACUAAGGAAGGCCAAACCGGAGAAGCCAGCGAAGCCCGAAAGCUUGGAACGUAGAAUGUCGACCCAUGAACAGCACCAAGAGCUCAUUGCUAGGCACAAGAACUGGUUCCAGAGCUUCUCCAAGAACCGCUCACCAGCAUCUUCACCCAGCAAAGCUGAGCCUCGACCCACCUCACCUUCCAAAGCUGAAAUGUUGCCAUCUUUGCUGACCAAGUCUGAGGAGGAGAGACCCACCUCGCCAGUUAAGAUUGAUUGGAAGUCAACACACGUGACCAAGCUGGAUCUAAGGUCUCCACGGAGUAUGUCGAGCGGUGAGGAAUGCGAUGGGGUCGAGGAGAGAUUGAGGGAUAGAGAUGAGAGAUCCGGUGAGAGGGAGAGAGAGGAAAGAUCAAGAGAGAAUGAUGAAAGAUCCAGGGAGAGAGAGAGUGAAGAAGGCAGCAGCAGUAGUCGGUCAGUGAGCGAACAGGAUGCGUGGUCGUCAGUGCUCCAGAACCGAUAUGGACCGAGAGCGAAGGAUGUCUUGAGUCCCAGAUCUCGUGUGGAGGGGGAGACCAGUGCAGAUUGGAGAAAAGAGAGAGCAGCAAUUCUUUCUGGUCGUUCGGGUCAGCGCCACAGCAGCAGCGAGGAUGAGGUCACCAUUCCGGUCAAGGGUCAACCCAAACUGGUCGACCCCACCCGCUUCGAGGACACCGCGACGCUCCAAUCCGGCUGGUCGCCGCCGCAGAACUACAACCAAUCCGAGGUCUCCAGUUCGCCCCGCGAGGGCCAAUCAGAGACGCCGCCGAACGCCGCGUACGACGGCCAAUCCCCGGCGGUUAAAACGUUGAAGGAAGAGAUCAACGUUGCCGAAAGCGCCAAGAAUUCCCGCCAUCAAGGCGUCACAGAAAACGGUACCGCCCACGAGCACUUUGCCGGGGAGACUGUAGAAAAGGAGGAGAUUGUCGCGCUAGAGAAGAAGGAGGAAGCGGACCUCAUCGUGAGUGAAAGUGUAGUGAUUAAGGACUCGGUUAAAGAGAAAGACAUAGAGAGAAAGGUCGAAACGUUGACUAAAACUGACCGGAGUGAGUUGUACAGUGCGGCGAGGCGACCCGGUAAACCCAGUCAGUCGAAGGAGACGUCUGAAGAAGUCAAUCAUAAACUGAAGGAGUCGAUCUCCGGGUGUAGUGAGACGUCGGAGAGGCGGGACCUGAGGAGAGAGUUGGAGGAGAGGCGGUUGAGGAGGGAAGAGGCAUUAGAGAGGAGGAGGGAAGAUGUGGCGGAGAGCAGGAGGAGGAGAGAGAGGGGCGAGCUGCCUCAGAAGGGGCUUAGAGGCAAGGUAGGAGAGACGAGAACUAGGGAUAGCAGUGAGGAGAGUCGCGGCUCGAGGCACAGCAGUGAAGAGACACGCGGUGUAACGCACAAAGACAACAGUGAAGAUUCUCACGGUGUAAAACAUGUAGAUAGCAGUGAAGAGACUCGCGUUGUAGGGCACAGAGCUAAUAGCGGCGAAGAGGCGCACGGCAUUAGACACAGAGAUAGCAGUGAAGAAAGACACAGUGUUAGACACAGAGAUAGCAGUGAAGAUAGUAGUGUAAGACACAGGGAGAGUAGUGAGGAGCGAUGGGGAGCAGGGGUAAGGCAUAGGGAGAGCAGUGAAGAGAGUCGAGGGGAGGGGAAACAGAGAGGGAGAGGAGAGGAGAGAGUCAGACCGACCAGGAAAGUGAGAGACUCAAGAGUGACCAAAGAAAGGAAAUACAAUGUCCCGGAAAAGGACGACCUACGGACCUCCAGUGACAAAAGUGGGUGGAUUGAGGCGACGGCGCAAGCUGCGCCCCACGCCACGGCCUCUGCGCUACACACCACGCCCUCUACGCCACACACCACAACCACUGCGCCUCACAUCACAACCACUGCGCCUCACACAAUGCCCUCUGCGCCACACAUCACAACCACUGCGCCCCACACAAUGCCCUCUGCGCCCCACACAACGCCCUCUGCGCCACACAUCACGUCCUCUGCGCCCUACGCCACGCCCACUGCGCCCCACGCCACGCCCACUGCGCCCCACGCCACGCCCAUUGGUGGCGGGGAGGAGCCGCGGGGAGGGGCUGAGGUGGUGGUAGCAGGGGUAGUGAACGCCUUCAAAGCCGAGACAGUUUACGUGUCGAGCACUGAGGACUUGUCGCAGCAAGACGACAGGAUCCUCCUCCUCAAGCUGGCGAACUCCCCCGAGGGCAAGAUCAAGGAAGACCUUGAUCUCAAGGAGAAGGAACACGAGACGGUGGAGGAGGACCUGAAAGAGAACCACCAGGUGUCAGAAACUCACGACGAGGUCCCAGUUCGACGUCAGUUGUUCCCCGACUUGGUGAGUGAAUGUGAGGAUAAAGAAGCGACGGUCGACUCCAGAAAGGUGGAGUGUGAAGUCAAUAAGGUCGAACUCAGGGAGGUGGAGUCCGAAGUCUCCAAGACGGAAUCGAGAGCCAGUUAUGUGGACGACCAGGCCACGAGGGAAUGGACCAAUGGGGACGAGGGCGAGGUCAAGGGGGAGGAGUCAGAGAGGCCAGUCCAGCCCCCUCUCAGCCCCCGGGCCCAGUCAUUGGCUGCCCUGGACGCCCUGAUCCACGGCCGCCCUCAGGAGACCCCGCCCACCAGAGGCACCACCCAGGACGACAACGAGGAGGAGAUCGUCUACGACCACACAGUCACCUCGGCUCAGUACACACUGCAGUUCUGCACCACCCCGUUGACGGUCGAAGGCACAGUGCCGGAGCUGGAGAGCAAUGACACAGACCCUGAACCCCUGCCGCCACCCAUACCCCCACAUAGUGUGGACCCUGCCUCCAUCCCUGAAGUUCAGCCCACGUCCUGUGAGCAGGUCGACCCUGAUAUCAUGACGGCCGAUGAGGCUCAGCGGCUUCUUAGUGCCAACAUUUUGGAAAAAAAAGUCAGGGAAGCUCAGGGUCUUCUGUCAGAUGAAGAGGCACAGGAGGUAGUCCUCCUCUUGUCACCACAAGAGCACGACGCCUCCAAAUGUGUACCUCCUGUGCCUCCACACCAUCCAGAAGUAGUUCCUGGUGCCCCUCCACACUUCUCGGAUGCCCCGCCUGCAGUACCCCCGCACUACGCAGAAGGUGCCCCUCCUGUUCCUCCACACUUCACCCCGGGUGAAGAUGAGUAUGACACCCGUGUUGCGUCGCAUUUUGAUCCAACUCUGACGUCUCCCCUUAGCCCUGAAGACGAACCCUCAGAGGCAGACUCGUCGGAAAUAUCUGGAGAUGUUUAUCAAGUGUCACGAGUUAAAGAGGUUCUGGUGGAGGAUGGAGUUCACUAUCUGGAAGAUGGUCACUUUUGGGUGGAAGUUCCUGGCUUACCAGACGAUGAUGAAGAUGAGGAUAAUGAUCCAUCUAUACCGUUCCAUCCUCACACCAAGCUCACCUUCUCUAAGGAUCCGGUCCAGGUGUUCAGCACAUACUCGGUAACAGAAUAUGACCGCAAGAAUGACGAUGUUGACCCGGUGGCGGCGAGUGCAGAAUACGAGCUGGAGAAGCGUGUUGAAAAGAUGGAUCUUUUUCCUGUUGAGAUUGUCAAAGGUGAAGGCGGUCUUGGUCUCAGCAUUAUUGGCAUGGGUGUUGGAGCAGAUGCUGGUGUGGAGAAGCUGGGUAUAUUUGUUAAGACCAUCACUGCAGGGGGUGCUACAGAGAGAGAUGGAAGAAUACAAGUCAAUGAUCAGAUCAUUGAAGUUGAUGGCAAGAGUCUAGUUGGAGUAACUCAGGUAUUCGCAGCAUCGGUUCUCAAGAACACCAGCGGACGAGUCCACUUUCUGAUUGGACGUGAGAAAGAUCCGGAAAACAGCGAAGUGGCCCUCCUCAUUAAACAGUCACUUCAGGCCGAUCGUGAACGAGAAGAGCGCCGUCGAGCACUGGGUGGACCGGAUUAUGACCCUCACACAGGUCACAGUCUCUUCGACCCCUUAUCAUCACCCUCAGAAGAGAAUUCCCGCUCAGAAGAGGCCUCUGUACAACAUAAUUACGCCUCGUACCUGGAGGGUGCAACAUCCCCCACCUCACCAGAUGCAACGUCUCCACACCCGGAGGUAUUUGAUUUGGAAGGCGACACAUCGGACACUUCACCUGAGAAUGAUGUUUCCAUGCUCAAGAUGAAGUUGAAAGAGGCUCAGUAUAGACAUGCAGUCGCCGAGGCUGAGGUUACGAAGCUGAAGAUGACAUUGCUGGAAAUGGAGAAGGUUGUAACGGAAAAUACGCAGUAUACUAGUCAGCUCCUCGAUGCCCAAAAUAAGAUGGCAGAAAUGGAUUGUCAACUGCAGUCCAAGGUCUCCGAGGUGUCCACAUACCAGGACAUGUUGGAGCAGUCUCAGGGACAGUUUAUUGUCUUAGAAAAAAAAUAUUAUAAGGCCAAAAAAAUUAUUAAAGAGUAUCAGGGUCGGGAGAGAGAUUUCCUUCAUCGUGAAGAGUAUCACAUAACUCAACUUGAGGAGAAGGACUCGCACUAUAAUGCUCUUGUAAAGGCACUUAAGGAUAGGGUAAUACAUUUGGAAGGGGAGUUGACAAGCGUUCAGAAGAAAGCAGGUAUGCCCGUGCAGGUUGGCGGCGAUGUUAACGCCCAGCCAGGGCUGUGGAACCUCCAACAGAGCAACCAGUCUGCCCUCUCCAAGCAGCCUCCCUGCAAGCCCAGCCUGUGCACGCUCGACCCUGAGAUAUCGGAUACGGAAACGUCCGACACCGGCACCUUGGAGGGCGACAAAGCCAACACUGUAGAGCGAAAGUUACCUGUAAAAGAAGAGCUGGACGAGGCAGUGCCGCCACACGAGCUGCUGGACGUGUCAGCAAGUCGUGCUAAGGGGGAGCUGGCAUCCCGCGGUGGCCUGGCGAACCGUCACUUGCCCUCCCUUAAGAAGACGACCAGUAUGAGCAGCGCCAGCAGUCAGGACCAAAGUUUAGAUGAUAGCAGCCUUGACGAUGACCUCCCUGAAGCUGUUAAACAUCCACCACCAGCAGAGGCUACACAAGAUGGGCAACAGGAUCAGGGGAGUCGGAGGUCAGCAGAACCCCAGGAGUCUUCCCUACCCCCUCAUAGUCCCCCUCACACCACUAGUAGCACAACCCAAGCCAAAUCCCCGCAGCCUCCUUCAUACACCCAAGCAACCAUGGGGAGUGUGAGCCAUUUAGGUAGCCCCCCUCCUUAUCACCAUCCACCGGGCCAAUUUGCCUCACCUCGACAACCCUUCACCUCUUCUCACAUAUUGUCCGACCCGUCCAUCGGUCUACCUAUGAGACCUCUGGGUGUCGGUAGUGACGCACAGACACAUGAAUCACGCUCGGAAUCCCGUCCUGAGAUCCCAUAUCGCCACCCCCCUCCUGUUGCCCGAGUACAACCAGUCAACCGUGCAGAAAUUUCUGAAUCGGCUAGUUUGGCUGCCCACUUGGCCAAUCGCACACCUCAGCAGCAGAGUUUAGCUGAACAGCUCAAGGCUUUGUUAGCUGAGAGAGAGUUAGACAGUGAUGGAACACAGCACAGAAAUGACAGAGAGGCGAGUCCAAGCAAACGAUCGCCAACGAGUCUUAUGGAAGAUGUCAGACAAGCUGUUUUACAAGCAGACGUCUCACCUUCAGUUUCCACACAACAAUACUGGCAGCACCUGGGCAAGAAGCCAGUAAUCAGUGCACCUGUUCCUUUGUCGUCAACAGCACACGUGGUUGCCCAGGGUCAGAUUGUGCACCCGGUCGGCUCUCCUCAGCGAUCGCAGUCUGCAUUUUAUUCUCCUGGUGGUCGAGAAUCUUUACGUGACAGUAGUGGUGGAUCUCCAAGAUUAGGCCGCAGCAGCAUACAUACUAGUCCGUUGGGUGGAGUCAGUGCCAAUCCUUCAGGUGUGGUGCUGUUGAGCCAGAGACCACUAGAUUCUUCACUACCAACACACAAAUUGGCACCAGGUGUAGAUGGCAGCAGUGGUGACUUAAGCAGCGGGCCUGCAUCCUUAGGGUCAGGGGAUGAGGGCUCGGGCGCAUCUUUAGGGUCCCAGAGUUCCCUCUCCCUAACUCAGCCACCAACUGAGAGGACCAAACGGUCACACAUGUGGCAGACCGCACCCGUUGUUGACUGGACCAAGGAGCAGGUGAGUCAGUGGCUGGUAGUCCAAGGGUUAGAGAGUUGCGUCGGACGUUUCCAAGAUAUUGGUAUGACCGGUCCAAGACUACUUAAUUUAGAUAUACGAGAUCUUAAGUCAUUAGGGCUACCAGCAGAAGAUAAAAGCAAGCUUAAGAGAAAGGUUAAAGAAUUAAGAUUAGCGGUUGAAAAAGAGCGUAAACAAGCCGAAAAAGAGAAGAAAGAAAGAGAAAGAUUACAGAAGAAGGCAGAAAAGCUGGCAGAGAAGGCAGAAAAAAAGAAAAAAUAGUUUUAUACGAGGUAACAACUUGCGUUAGUACAUAAUCUUUGGAGGAAAUAUGUGAUUGCUAUGUCAGGCAGUUUAUUAUUUCCUUCCAUUCGUAACAUGAUCCUAUUACCUGACAAAACGGUCUUGAAAGUACAAUGCAGAUAUAGUUUGUUUGCAUAUCCUAUUGACUAAACUGUAUAAAUCCUUAUCUUUUGUUUAUUUGAUGGGGGGGGGGGGAAGAGAUAACAGAUUUUUAGUCUUCCGUUUCUUGACACCAUGACUCAUUAAGUAUGAUCUAGUGGUGCAUUUAACUCUUCCAAAUCUGUAAGUGCAAUAACUUCUUAUUUAGGACUGGGAUAAAGUUUUUGCAUCCGUGCCUAGAUAAAACAAGUUAGUGUGUGUACUAAGGAUGGCCACUGAGAUUAUACUUUUCCUGUGCUUAUAUAAUUAUUUCUUUCCUAAUGUGAAGGGGAUGGGCAGUGUAGCUACAAGUCCAUGUUAAACCGAACAAAAGUGAAAUUUUUUUUCUAAUAGAUGUUUUACACAGCAUGGGAGAAGGGUUCUUCUUUGCUGGCUUUAACUGCUUAACUUGGAAAUUCUGGAGAACUUGAGAUGGCAGAGAAGCAAAUGAUGCCUUAGGGUUAUCAUCUUCAGAGGAAUGCUUGAAAGAAGCCAUUGUGAGUGGCAUUUGUUUUUCAUGAUCUUUGCAUUUUUUUCAUUAUGUCAACUGUCAACUUAUAUUUUCCAGCGGUCAUCUGUCGUCUAUCUUCCUACGUUAGACAUUCAGACUGACUGACCUUGUGUGACUUCCGCCAUCAUCUGUGGUUUUUGUUUAACUCGUAAUGUUUAUGAGAUUUUGUGUUUUAUCCAGUCAGCAUUUCUUUAUAGCAUUUAUAGUCAAAUUAGUUAAAACUUUUUUAUAUCUGUUUUUACUGUUUUUCUCAAAUUUCUAAUUUCUGUAAAUGAAAUCUAUCAACAUCUUGUUUGUUAAAUGGUUAAAAACAGAGCCGAUAGGUCGAGUGAACAUGAACCAAGAUCACGAUGACCUUCUCUUCUGUACCUGUGAUGUAUAUGCGAUUUGUGUUUUAACAAAAACAUUUGGUGUAUUUGUUGUUUUGCAUUGAACUAUUUAAGUAUUUUAAAGACUGGUCUGUUUGUUGUUAUGAACAUAAAGGAAACUGAUGUACAUGGCACUUCAUGUAAAAAUUCAUUGAUUACGUUCUUCUGAUCAGUGACCAGCUACACACUGCAUGUCCUCUGAUACUUCCAACUCAUACUAGUGCGAUAGUGACCAAAAAAAAAUUAUGUAAUAAGUUAUGUAUUUUAGCUAAUUUCCUUUGCCUAGUAUGUAUUUUCCCUCCCAAGGAACCAAAAUCUUACCUAGUAGACUAAAUCCUGUAACAUAUAUGAAAUUUACCCUUGUGUAUGUCCAAUGUACAAGUAUUGCAAACACUUUUCAUAGUGUAAUUACAUUCUGCAAAGAGGGGUCUUUGCUUAACUAAUGAAUGUAUAUGUUGCCAAAUGUCUUCUUAACAUUCUCAUUGUUGGCCAAAGUCUGAAAACAUUAUAAUUAUAGUGUAGCAUGCACCGCUCACAUCAUGUUGGUAACUGCGGCAUGCACCGCUCACAUCAUGUUGGUAACUGCGGCAUGCACCGCUCACAUCAUGUUUGGUAACUGCGGCAUGCACACCACAAUUAUAAUGUAGUAUGCACCGAUGUGACACCGGUGACUGUGGCAUCCACACUGCUCUUGGAACCAAGCUCAUAUCCACCAAACAUUAUCCUAAAUUCUGGGCAGUAACUCCUUAGCCAAUGCAGUCUUGGCUAGUCCGAUGUCCAGGUAAAUAUAUAUAUAUAUAUGGGCAAGUCAUUACACAUCAUUACAUGUACACAGGAAUUGUGAUGACCUUAAUUACUGUGAACUAGUGGACUACAGUGCAUUGAGAAAUGCUUUACAAGCAAUGAACUUUCACCAUUUUUUUUUCCACAAUGGCAAAAGCCCAAACCUGAAAUGUGGUGGGGAAUUUUAUGUAAUGUAUUAAUAUUUGCUACCCAUUGAACAUUUGGAAACAAAAAGGUAAUGUUCUACUUUCCUAACAUACAAAAAGAUUUUUGGAUUUCUAUUUGUGUUUUGUAUUAUUAAUAAUUAUUUAAAAGAAUUUUAAUUUGCAAAUUAAAUUUUCCAAAAUACUACAUUUUGAAGCUGAAAUUAUUGUUAUUAAAUUAACUUUAUAAAAGUUCUAUUUAAAAUAUUGUUUGCACUCACAAUCACUCAUGUAUGAAUUCAUUGAUUUUAUUUUAUAUGAAUGGGAAUAAGUCAGUGAGUAUUAUUGAUAAUUGUACUUUUUAAGGCAGUUAAUUGCAUAUGACAGACAGAUGUAAAUACCGGACACGCUGUUGAAAUGAUCAUGUCUGUAUAUUUAUCUGUGCUUUUGUAUAAUAAAGUAUUUAAAGAAAUUAAA